Protopolystoma xenopodis is the source of this 465-nucleotide messenger RNA. NCBI's taxonomy places the organism in Eukaryota, Metazoa, Platyhelminthes, Monogenea, Polystomatidea, Polystomatidae. The record is from the annotation of a GenBank genome assembly.
AUGCUCCUGUUAAAACAUGCAUUUCAUGAAAAUAACAUAACUGCGCCACAUUCAACCCGACAGGUGAAGAUCUGGUUUCAAAAUCGCCGAGCCCGAGAACGACGCGAGGUUGCUCAAGCGGGCCCCAACAGUCUAGCCGGACCACUUGCUCUCCAGCCAAGCCUCACUUCAAACCAACUCGACGGCAGCUCAGCCGCCAACAUAGCAGGGCAUCCGUCAUAUUCGCCGCUUCCACAGUCUCCAAAUCGUGCAAACUGUGAUCCAUCGAAUAGACGGCCAAAACAGGCGGCCGACAUAUUGACGUCAGAAGACAAUGUUUUCUCUUCCUCACAGACGUCCCAGUUUCCUGCCACUUUGCCCACCGGUCGGACGAAUGCGACAACCCUAACGACCCUAACCUCGACAACGGCAACUUCAGGCAGUCCGACUGUCAGACGAUUAAAUGAUCAGAUGACAUCUUCUUUC